Ylistrum balloti is the source of this 1455-nucleotide messenger RNA. Its product is annotated as XK-related protein 9-like. Lineage: Eukaryota; Metazoa; Mollusca; Bivalvia; Pectinida; Pectinidae. Gene Ontology annotation, cellular component: membrane. The record is from RefSeq and is a predicted model, not a curated record. The transcript has 3 exons. Bases 1 to 1455 code for a protein of 484 amino acids.
AUGAUCUCGAGACAUCAACAUCCCCUAAGAGGUGUAUCAUCAGGCGAGGUGUCGGUUGAUGGAAUCGACCAAGUAGAUGGCGCGAUGAUUUCGAGACAUCAACAUCCCCUAAGACGUGUAUCAACAGGUGACGGAAUCGACCUGUCUGAAACAGUCCCGUUAGACGAUGUCGAUGCUCCAUUAAGACCAAGCUUUGAUGAUGAAGGAAGCUGUCACACCAGAAGUGACGUCUCUAAUGAGUUAACGGGAUGUACAAAAUGUACAUCUUGCUUCUGGAAUCUGCCAGUAUUGAGACACGUUCCCAGGACGGAUCAUGAUCGUGCACUGGACUGCCUUAUCGCUGGAAUCUCUUUCUGUCUCUGUCUAAGUGAAGUAGGUUUAGAAGUGAAGUUACUUUGGGAGUAUCAUACCUCGCAUCAACAUCUGAUAUUUUAUCUUACUUUAAGUUUUAUCGGUAUCUCUACCUUCGUUGUUGGUAUAUUUACAUUGUUGUGGACAAUCAUUGACCUGCAACAGCCACAUCGACAGACGGACGACAGAACAUCUUCAUUGGGUACCUGUGGUGCGGCUUUUGAACCAGAUCGUAACUUGAACAGUCAUAGAACAAAUUCAUGUCAUUCUAAAACAAAACUGAGAAUAUGCCGGGUUUUUUUCUCGUUUCUCCAAUUCGGCCGCGCUUUCAGGCUAGCGGAAUACUUAUAUAACAUGUAUCAGGGAUGGAAAAGCAAGAGAAAAGACGAAAAUAGAAUACGGAAGGCGGAAGUAGAACUCAGGGAUGCAGCUAUAAUAGGACUUCUAGAGGCGUACCUAGAAACAACCCUCAAAUUUCUGUUACAGUUGUAUCUGAAAUUUAGCACUGAAUAUGAAACAAGGACAAGAGAUUUAUUCUUGUUAGUUUCCUUGGUAUCCAUAUCGGUCUCUGUAACAUCAUGUUACAUGACAAACCGGAAACUCAACCAACCGCAUGAGUCAGUGAAGUUUUCAUCGAUUUUGGUGUAUGUGAUGAUGCGGUUGUUUGAACUCGGACCCCGUCUUAUUUUACCGGUGCUGUGUAUUCAGGUUGCGGGCUGGUGGACACUGAUAGGUAUCUCCCUCCACCUCGUGCUUAUGUUCGUGUUCAAUGCAUGUUAUGUGUAUCCGGAGAACAAUAAUAUGUGUAACUGUCGUUGCACGUGCUGUUUCUACCUCUUCCUUAGCUACGUGGAGGUUUUCAGCUUCAUCAACAUGAACAAGGAGGAAUCCAAACGAACGGCGAUACUCUAUUACCUCGUAUUUUACUUGGAGAACGCCAUGAUGAUGUCACUUGUGCUGUGUCUCGCUUACAGUGGAAACGUUCCCUGUAUGCCUUGGUGCAUGCUGGCCUAUUCUGCUAUUCCUGGUUUUGUGUUGCAUCUUUUUUGCCUGUAUCUGUUCUACUCCUGUCUCCACCCGACACGAAACAGGGAUGACAACUGA